CCAAUACGUUAUAUGAUUAUGAAAUUUUGAUAUUAAAAGUGAAAUGUGAAAUCUCAUAAAAGAAAGUGUUUCAUUGGAAAAUAAGAAUAUCUGCAAAUACUUUUAGUAAUUGCUGUGUAUACAAAUAUAAUCCAAUAGCAAAUUUCCAUAUCGUUUGUACCAUUAAACAUUUACUAAAGGUAAUUUUUAAACGCUAUCCAAUGUGUAAUGAACAAUCAAGGAAAUAUCAACAAAUAUGUAUACAGAGUGAGUUAAGAAGUAUUAUAUAAAAUAACUCGUUAUCUAUUGAUUUUAUCGAAAAACGUAUUAAAUGAAUGAUUUAGCAUUUCAAGGGAUUUAUCGGAUGGAUACAAUUUUAUUUCCCAAUGUCUUAUACUUUCUGAGAUAUUAAACUAACCUUGAGUUUUUUAAAUAGCACUUAUUUUAUAACAUUAGUCGUACCAGCUGGAUACUCUACAGAAAAAGAUUAAAUUAUUUAUGCCGAAAAAACCAUGAAUUUAGCUACUAAAUUUAAUACUUAAGCUACUUAUCUACGUAGCUAUUAGAUAUUUUAAUUUUAACUUGUCAAGUUUAAUGUAUGAAAGACAAGGAAAGACACAAAACGGUGUCUCCGUAACAUUAUCUUUGUAGUAAUUAUAGUCAUAACUCAUUUAAAAUGUUUAUUUUAGAUAGUAUUUCUUAAUUACUUUCCCUGUAUACAUAUAUAUAAGAUAUAUGACGAUUCAAGGAAAAAAAGUACACAAGGAAAAGGAAUGAUCUACUAGGAAAUUUCGGUGUUCUUUGAAUAUUUCCUAAUGAGUAGUGAUCCUGUUAAUUCCCAUGACAUAGCAUUUUUAGGACCACCAUUUGGAACACGUGUCAUCAUUUAAAAAACCUUGAUACGGUUUCUCUUAUCGUCCUGCGUGUAAUUAUAUGAUGAAGGCCCAUAUGUAAUGCGUUUCGCAUGUAACCUGAAAAUGGGGACUUCCAUUUCGUAUAAAUACCAUGCAUAUUCUAAUGGCACCGAAAUCAGCGAUUGUGAAACCAUUCCACAGAAAGAUAUGUCCGUUUGACGUAUUACUGUCCUUUAAAAUCAUUUGCACAUAGGCAACAUGACCAGUAUUUCACUGGCUGGUCUCACAAUCGAUACUACAGUGAUAUUAAUUGCUUGUUGCAGUGUACCAUUACGAUAGAUAUUUAAAUUGUGCAGACGUCCAACAUGAACAAUAUGGUUUCGUUUAAUUAUCUCAAGAAUUUCGUAUCGAUAUACAUGGUCGUGGCUUUGGCUGCCAUAAUUGGUAUCACAACUGUUCAAGCAGAGCUCAAACUAGUGAAUGUGUUAUUCCGUCAUGGCGAUAGGACACCCGAUGCCACUAACGAUGAAAAAUAUCCAAACGACCCUUACCUGGAUAAUCCUUUUUAUCCAAUGGGUCGGGGCCAGUUAACUAACAAUGGCAAAAUGAGAGAAUAUGUACUGGGACAAUUCUUGAGACAGAGGUACGAUCACUUCCUCGGAGAUGUUUAUAGAAGCGAAGCUGUCUCAGCUAUCAGUUCAGAUUAUGACAGAACGAAAAUGUCUUUGCAACUUGUUCUCGCUGGUCUCUUCCCGCCAAGUAAUUUGCAACGAUGGAAUCACGAUCUAAAUUGGCAACCUAUCCCCGCGAAAUAUUUACGACGCUACGAGGAUAAUCUCUUUCUGCCAGAGGAUUGUCUUUUGUUUACGAUCGAAUAUAAUAGAGUAUUGCAGUCACCGGCGGGAAAACAGGAAAUUGGAAAAUAUAGCAAACUUAUGAGACAAUUAACAGAGUGGACUGGUAAAAACAUAUCUACACCAUGGGAUAUGUAUUACAUAUAUCAUACACUGAUGGCCGAGAGUUCUCUCGGUCUUACUUUACCAGAAUGGUCACACGCAAUAUUUCCAAAUGGAGAGUUAUUGAAUGCAACGAUAUUUUCGUAUAACAUCGCUAAUUCGACUCCUCUGUUGAAAAGAUUGUACGGAGGUCCGUUCCUCCGGAUCGUUACAAGGCAUAUGUUAAAUCAUGUAACCGGUGCACAAAAUCGAGAACGAAAAAUUAAUUUAUUUAGUGGACACGAAAGUAACGUUGCCGCCGUUUUGCACGCUCUUGGAGUUUUUUAUCCACACGUUCCCGAAUAUUCCAGUUCUGUUAUAUUGGAACUUCAUCAAAACAACAACGCUUACUACGUAAAGGUACUUAACUACUUGGGCAUUCCAUCCGAAGCAAAAGAACUUCAACUACCUGGAUGUGAGAUACUUUGUCCUUUGGACAAGUAUUUACAGUUGAUAGAAGGAGUGAUGCCAUCAAACGACGAACUGAUUUGCGACAAAGGUCUGUCACAAGCAUUUGUAGACAGAAAGUCAAUCGAGGAAUUGAGUUUAUUGAAAUACAAUCUGAUAAGAACUGCAGGAAUCAUUGAAAGUAAAUAAUACGUGUAUGAAAAUGUAAUUGCUAAAGAUGAAUUACAUUCCUUUGAAACCAAAGAAAACUUCAUGUUAAAAAUGAAGUGUUACAUAAUAAAUGCGUAAUAUACAAUAGAAAUGAAUUUAGAAUAGCUUUUAAUUUAUAAAUUAGCGAUAUUAAUUACAUAUCAUUGAUCUUAUGCGACAAGAUUAGACAUGAGGAAUGUAAUUCAUAUUUCUAAUUAUAUUUGCUCUUCCUAUAAGUAAUAUCGUCCUUUUACUUAUUUGAUACUACUAAAAAGGUACGUUAUUUGACGAAUUUGUUUCAAAUAAAGAACAGUAUUAUCGUUCAAAUUCGAAGUUUCUGUCCCUUUUUUAGUAUCUUUGGUUCUCUCGUAUUUGUAGAAUGUUUAAUAAUAUGCCAUAUCAAACUGAAAAUUAACGUUAAUGGUUCAUCAAAAGCAUCGUCUCAAAAUUGUAAUUAGCGUUAUUAAUAUCUUCUGACAUUUAAAAUAUACGUUUGUUGCAUUUUCCCACUCAGAGUCUGGACGAGUUAAAUGGCAGAAAAUAUUAUGUAUAUCGAAAGCAUAUUAUAAAAUUUCUGUACGUAUGUAUUUUAUAAAUAACGACGUUACUUCUGGGAUGACAUAGUUUAUAAAAUUUUAUGUGUGUAAAAAUAUACAUGAAAGAGCACCGAUAUUUUUGCAAUUUAAUUAUUUAUAUUUUACUAUAAAGAAAUUAGAAAUUAUUGGCCACAAAGGUAUUCAAAUAUAUUUAAAUAUACAAUGAUAUUUAUGCACAUUAUAUAAUUAUUUUGUAUUUAAUUCAUUAAAGUAUUUAACGCGCGAUUAAUUUAAUAGAUUAUUUAUUUUGUAACCAAAGCACGACUUGAUAUACAUAUUCACAGUGAAAAUGCAUUGUUUCAUUCUGAAUACAUAUUUAUUCGAUGUAUUAUGUAUCAAUUCACCUAACAUCAAUUAAAUACAUUUAAAAUCUA
Bombus huntii is the source of this 3395-nucleotide messenger RNA. RefSeq names its product venom acid phosphatase Acph-1-like (gene Acph-1). The record is from RefSeq and is a predicted model, not a curated record. The transcript is spliced from 7 exons. Gene Ontology annotation, biological process: dephosphorylation. Gene Ontology annotation, molecular function: phosphatase activity. NCBI's taxonomy places the organism in Eukaryota, Metazoa, Arthropoda, Insecta, Hymenoptera, Apidae. The coding region runs from base 1199 to 2425 and encodes 408 amino acids.